Molecule: messenger RNA, 1890 nt
Organism: Huiozyma naganishii CBS 8797
Lineage: Eukaryota; Fungi; Ascomycota; Saccharomycetes; Saccharomycetales; Saccharomycetaceae
Gene: NOP2
Product: rRNA (cytosine-C5-)-methyltransferase NOP2
Exons: 1
Coding region: 1-1890 (629 amino acids)
Biological process (GO): rRNA base methylation; maturation of LSU-rRNA
Cellular component (GO): nucleolus
Molecular function (GO): RNA binding; rRNA (cytosine-C5-)-methyltransferase activity
Source: RefSeq, a predicted model, not a curated record
AUGGGUAGCAGACGCCACAAGAACAAGCAAUCAGCGCCACCCAGCUUUGACGAGUUCCAGGCGAAGAAGGACAGGAAGGCCAAGAGAGUCGAGGAGAAGGAAUUGAAGAGUAAAGCUAGGGCGAAGGAGAAUGCCGAGAGAUCGCUGAAGAGAGCUGGUGCGGAGGAGGUCAGGGAGUCCUCUAAGAGAGCGAAGUCUGGUGCCAAGUCUAGGAAACUGUCCAAGCCGGAGGAGCAGGAGGAAGAGUUGCCCGAUGUGGACUACGAUGCACUGUCCAAGGCAAAGAAAUCUCUGUUUGACGACGAAGAAGAAGAGGAGGAGGUGAGCGACGUGGUCGAUGAAGAUUUGAAAGACGAGUUCGAUUUGGAACAGGAGUAUCAAGAUGAGGAUGAAGAAGCUCACGCUAAACCCAUGUUUUCUGACGAUGAAGGUGACGAUGAGGGGGAAUUGGAGAAUUUGAACGCAGCCAAUAUGGAGUUCUACUCCAAAAAACUGGACGAAGAUGAGGCAUUGGAGGCGGAGGAGGCCGAAUUGGAACUGGCAGAGGCUCAAGCAAUGCAGCCCCGCGCUGAUAUCCUUCCAUCCAAGGAAGAGGAGGAGGCACUAGCAGGGGAGGCACCAAACUUGACCGCUACAAGAACCAGGAUCAUUGAACUCGUCAAAGUUCUAGAAGAUUUCAAGAAUCUGGGUGCAAAGGGGAGGUCAAGAUCCGAGUACGUUGACCGUCUACUGAAGGAUAUUUGCGAGUACUUUGGGUACUCACCCUUCCUUGCCGAAAAGCUUUUCAACUUGUUCUCGCCUGCUGAAGCGUUGGAGUUCUUCGAGGCGAACGAAAUUGCAAGACCGAUCACCAUCAGAACGAACACUUUGAAGACGAGAAGAAGAGAUCUGGCACAGUCGCUAGUCAACAGGGGCGUGAAUUUACAACCGAUUGGGAACUGGACCAAAGUCGGUCUACAAAUCUUCGACUCCCAAGUCCCCAUUGGUGCCACCCCGGAAUACCUAGCAGGUCACUAUAUCCUGCAAGCCGCAUCAUCUUUCCUCCCAGUCAUUGCAUUGGACCCACAGGAAAAUGAACGUAUCUUGGAUAUGGCAGCUGCCCCAGGUGGUAAAACGACGUACAUUUCUGCCAUGAUGAAAAACACAGGUUGUGUGUUCGCGAAUGAUGCUAACAAGAACAGAACGAAAUCUCUAAUUGCCAAUAUUCAUCGUUUGGGUUGCACAAACACCAUCGUGUGCAAUUACGAUGCUCGUGAAUUCCCAAAGGUGAUUGGUGGGUUCGAUAGAAUUUUGUUGGAUGCCCCAUGUUCAGGUACAGGUGUUAUCGGUAAGGACCAGUCUGUCAAAGUCUCCCGUACGGAAAAGGACUUCAUUCAGAUCCCUCACUUACAAAAGCAACUGCUGUUGUCCGCUAUUGAUUCCGUGGACGCAAACUCGAAGAAGGGUGGUAUAAUCGUUUACUCCACUUGUUCUGUCGCCGUUGAAGAGGACGAAGCCGUCGUUGACUACGCUUUGAGGAAGAGACCAAACGUUAAGUUGGUAGAGACCGGUCUUCUCAUUGGUAAGGAAGGGUUUACCAGCUUUAGAGGUAAGAAGUUCCACCCAAGCGUUAAGAUGACUAGAAGAUACUACCCUCACACGUAUAACGUUGACGGUUUCUUCGUUGCGAAGUUUCAAAAGACCGGUCCAUCUCCACACGAUGACAACCAGGCAAGCGCCAAGGAGAAGGAAAUGGAGGCCAGGAGAGAAGCCGCAGAUGAGGGGAUUAUUCACUCCGACUUCGCUAAGUUCGACGAUGAGGAGGACGAUAAAUAUAUCAGCAAAUCGAAGAAGGUUGGUCUUUUGAAGAAGGGUGUAAACCCUAAGGCAGUUAAACCACAGGAGAAAUGA